Vitis vinifera (wine grape) is the source of this 684-nucleotide messenger RNA. RefSeq lists its product as uncharacterized. The record is from RefSeq and is a predicted model, not a curated record. The transcript has 3 exons. The coding region runs from base 1 to 684 and encodes 227 amino acids. NCBI's taxonomy places the organism in Eukaryota, Viridiplantae, Streptophyta, Magnoliopsida, Vitales, Vitaceae.
AUGUUUUUACAGGUUUAUAAAUGCAAAUUAGCUCUUGAAACUGAAGAUAACAUUGUUGCAUAUGGAACUUAUUUACGAGAUUCACAGAUUUCCAUUGAUGGUGCUGAUAUAUUAGUGGUCAUCCUUUACCCUCUUCAACCUAAUGCACUUCUUCCAUUCCCACUUUCUGAAAACAUUAGGACAAUAAGGGAGGGUGUUGGAUAUGAGGUUUUGUGGCCUAUUGCAUUUGUGAUAAAUGAUGAUGAUGAGGAUGUUGGCAAGAGGAAGAAUAAAAUGAAGAAGAUACAAGCAUCCCCAAAGAAAAUCAAAUAUGAGAAUCCUAGAGAUGUACAACUGUUUUCUAAAACAGUUUCAGCAAUGUUGGAGGGUAAACCGGCACCCAAAGUUGACUUUCCAAUCAAUGUUUUUGGGAUGAAAUUUCAAACUUUCCUCUUGACAAGUGAAAUGAAUGAUGUAAUUUCUGCAAAAGAGUUGACUAUGAAUUGCAUAUGUUUCUAUAUUUGGCGGUUGCAUGAACAUCUGGAUGAGACACUACAAGAGAAAAUUAUAUUUAUUCAUCCAGGAAUGGUGUCCAAGGCUGGAACAAUAGCCCCACAAAUUGAAAAAAGAGCAAGGUUCAUUGCUGAUCGCCUAAUUGACUCUAAAUUGGCAGACUUGGUUUUUCUUCCAUAUAACCCAAGGUAA